AUGACACGGCCUGACGACAUCAACUGGAAAGAAGCCUUCUGGUUCUUCUACUGGGAGCUUCUGGCAAAUGACGAAGACCAUGACCACGCGAACGAUGGUUUCAUUCUCACCAUCUUCCAGAUGGAGCGGCUUCCAAUCAACGCAACCAAGCCUCCGAGAUCAUGGGAUCAUCUGUUGUGGCAUCUCAUGAGAGCUAUGGUGUACCAAAGAGGCCUCGGAUCCGGCGCAGAAGAAGUGGGAAAAUACGAUUGGUUGAAACAUCCUCCCACCUCCACACAGAGACCCUUCGUGGACUGGGUAGACUUCUUGGACUUCCGUUGGGACGCUUCGCAAUUCAACAUUGAAGACGACAGCUUCUGGGUGCUCGGAUACCUCGAAGAGUGCGCCUACGAACAGUCUCAAGGACAAACCGCUCCAUCUACGACAAUGGAAAAGGCUUGGUCUCGCAAUCCCUACCUGCUCGAGUUCCAAAAGGCCCACGGUCUCGCCACUCCUUGGGCAGUACCGAUGCCGCGGCAGUUAAAUCACCCGUCAUACAUGACUCUCUCAAAAUGGCCCUUCCAGGUCAUUUUCGACAAACAGCACGGUGUCGCUUAUCUCAAGUCUCUGCGCAACGGUAACCUCACUUGGCAAGCGCUCAACGAAGCUCGAUACUUUUAUACGGGGAUGCUUCUGUGGAUUCACGAGAUGAAGGUCAAUGGCUACGUACGAAGCAUCAGGUCCUUUAUGCAGCUCAGAUAUGAAGACUUGCCCAGCGGCUCGUCUGGCGGAGAGCAGGUGGCGUUGUGCAAGAGACUCUGGGAGGCAAUCAGGAAAGUGGGACAUCAGCGUAUCUUUCAACAACCACUACGCCUUGCUGUACCCCAAAAGCGGAUCGUCCUGCCCCUCCCAGCCAAGCGUACGGCACCGGCCGUACUCGCCCAAGAAUUGAGCAAAAGAUUCAAGAAGUGCGUCAAGUCAGAAGGUGAAUCGGAUGAGGAUUGA
Colletotrichum karsti is the source of this 984-nucleotide messenger RNA. RefSeq lists its product as uncharacterized. The record is from RefSeq and is a predicted model, not a curated record. The coding region runs from base 1 to 984 and encodes 327 amino acids. Lineage: Eukaryota; Fungi; Ascomycota; Sordariomycetes; Glomerellales; Glomerellaceae. The transcript is spliced from 2 exons.